Messenger RNA from Anneissia japonica, 6637 nucleotides. RefSeq names its product tyrosine-protein kinase BAZ1B-like. The transcript has 27 exons. NCBI's taxonomy places the organism in Eukaryota, Metazoa, Echinodermata, Crinoidea, Comatulida, Comatulidae. Gene Ontology annotation, molecular function: protein binding; histone H2AXY142 kinase activity. Gene Ontology annotation, biological process: chromatin remodeling. The record is from RefSeq and is a predicted model, not a curated record. Gene Ontology annotation, cellular component: WICH complex. The coding region runs from base 102 to 4925 and encodes 1607 amino acids.
AACGUCAUACCAAUCAGUCCGCGAAACUUUAGAGAGCUUCCCGCCAGUUUCAAACAAGAAGAUGAUUUCUCGCCGCUUUCGGCGAGAAAAACGCGUCUAAAAUGCCACUCUUGGACCAUAAGCCCUAUAUACUAGCAAAGAAACCGAAAGAUUUAUAUGCAUGGGACAAGCAGUAUACGAUUCCAGUUACAGGAGAAGUUUUCCGAACUCAGGACGAUUAUAUAAAAAAGCUAGCCCUCUACAGCUCAAGAAAUUGGACGUGCAGGUGUACAGGGAAGUCAAAUCUAACAUUUAGAGAAGCAUUAGAUUCUGAAAGGACAGCUGAGGAAGCAUUGCAAGACCUAUUCCCAACACACUUUGAGAAGAUUGCUUGUGAAUUGUCUCAUCACAGCCCUCUGUCUCUUGAUCAUCUUACGGAGCAAAUCGUUGAUAAGAUUAGCCAAACAUUUGUGGUUGGAGAAUUGGUGGAGUUAAAAGUGAAAGUCAAAUCUAAAGUUAUCAGAGGGAAAAUAUUAAAAGUAGAAGAGGUCAGCAAUCAUAUAAAGAUAGGCAAACAGACUGGUUCCCCUUCAAGUGAUAAAGAGAAUUUUACUGGUGAUAGACUUCAGUCACCUUCGAAGGUUGGAAACAUCCUUUGCAAUAUUAAGUUGAUUGGAGAAGAGAAGAUAAUUGGCAGCGUACCGGCUAAAGAACUAGUACGACUGGAAGAGGUACCCUCUAAGGACAUUAUUCAGUUGUUUCUUAAAGCCUACACUAUCCAAAGCGAUUGUCAAAAUAAAAGUCUUUGGGUGGUCUCCGAACAAUUAGUCAAGAAAUACGGUUUGGUGAACAAGUUCCCAGAGUACCUGCUGUCACCAUACAAGGUUCAAUUUGAAAGCCCUAGGAGACGCAGGUCUGAAUCAAUAGAUUCGCCAUCGAAAAAAACUAGAACACCUAAGUCUAAAGGACAGACCGAUCUCUUUGCAUAUUACUCUAAAGAGGAGCAUUCUCCUCAAGCCUCAGCUAGUUGUACUUCACCAAUACCUGUUUACCUGGAUCACACCUAUAGCUCACCUGCCAGUAAAAACAAACUGAAGUUUCAGUUCGACCAAUCGGGAGACGAACAGAUUUGUAGAACAAGUGGGGAAAAAUCACAGAUAGACUCUAAAUCAAAAAUUAAAAGUAGCUCAAAGGAGAUUGUAAAGAUUCCUAAAAUGCCAAGUAAGGAAUCAACGCUGAGAGUUAACCUGUUCUGUAGAGGGAAUGAAGACCAGACUGUAAACGUAGUAGACACAGGCAGUAGUAGCAGCAGUAUGAGCGAUUCAGACGAUGACGUUCCGUUACAGAAGCUUGUCCAUUCACCUGCGUCUUUAAAAAAGAAGCUGGCUAAUAAAACUGAAAUUCCUUCUAGUGAUGAAGAUGUUCCGCUAAUUCAGAUUUCACGGGACGAAAUUAAAUCGAACUGGAAAAAGGUGUUCAAAAAAAUGUCGGCAGAAAAGGCAAAGUUAGAUAAGUCAAAAAGCGAGAAGAAAAACAGUAGUAAAAAGAAAUCAAAGAAGUCCAAAGAAUCGGAGAAGAAAAAGAAAAAGGAUAAAAGCAAGAAAAGCACUCUUAAAAGUUCAUCAAAAAAGACAACGCCCACAAAAGUUUCAACGAAGAAGAAAAGCGCAACACCUGUGAAAAUGUCUAAAACAAAAUCCAAGAAUACUCCUAAGAAAACACCAAGUAAAUCAUCUUUAAAAAGUAAAUUAUCUAAAGGAAAUACACCAAAGAAAUCUUCAAAAUCACCUAAAAAUAAGAAAUCAAUGAAACAGAUGACACUCUUUGACAUUGGGCGCAAGAAGUCAAGCCACGACUCGAGUGACGAUUCAGACGGAAGGUAUCAGAUUGUGAAACAACCGCCAAAGUCUCCAAGGCCACGAACACCCAAGAUGCCUGCAAUAGUACAAAAGUUAAUAAGUGCUAAAAAGUCUAACAAACGACCACAGUAUAUACAUUAUCUUAGCCUGUGUGCCCGGCAGCUCACGACUAUUCAGCGUAACCAUCUGAACCCACUAGUCAAAGAGGAGGUAGCCAGAAAACAUGAACAGAUUCAAAAGAAAUUAAAAUGGAAAGCAAUGUCGGAAGAAGAAAAGAAGGCAUACCUAAAGGCACAGAGGGUUGAAAAAAGCAAGGUAUUAAAGGAAGCCAAGCAUAAAAGGAUUGAGGAAGCCAAAAGACAAAGAAUCGAAUUAGCUAAGCGAUAUGAGGAUCAGGAGCUUAUUUUGAAGCCAUUGAUAAUGCCUAAGCCGGUAGAACUUCCAGAAGGCCUCCCUAACACCAGGUUUGGCGACAUCGCAAUGGUUGCCGAGUUCCUAAACAUGUACUCGGGUUUACUAAUGCCCGAUGAUCCGUAUCCAAUCACAGCUGAAAAUCUUAUUCUAGCAUUAGUGAGUGGAGCGCAAGGAUUUGGCUAUCUGUCCCGCUGUUUAGUAAUUCUUCUUAAAACCCUUUUACAAGAUGACAUAGCAGAGGAUUACUCAGAACUUGGAAUGAAGUUAUCCGGUAUUCCUGUGAAUAUGCAUACCGCAACAGAGCUUAUGCGUCUCUGUCUUCGGCCAAAUGACCAGGAAACUGAUGAUUCCGACAGUGAUGAAGAAAUUCACCAGGAUGUAGACAAUGAUGUGCCACAACAUUUAGUGGAGAAGCUAGAAACAAAGGAAUUUUAUGAAUUGGAUCCUGAUGAAAAGAUUGUCUUGUUGAUCUGUCUUUGCCACCGUAUCAUGUCCUCAUAUUCAGUCAUUGAUUUCAUGGAAGACAAACAACGGGAAGCAACUAAACUUUGGAAGGAGAAGCUUAAAAUUCUGAAGGAAAAGAAUGACAAAGUGAAGGAAGAAAAGAAGAAAAUCAAGGAACAAAAAGAAGCUUUACAGGUUCAAAAGGAAGAAGAGGAGAAGAAGAAAGAAACUGCAACAAACAAUGGAGAAAAGAUUCAAGCUAAGAAAGAAGUGAAAAAAACAGAGAAGGUAAAGGAAGAGAAAGAGGAGGAAAUUGUCAUUCCAGAAGAUGACAAUGAUUUGAUAUCCGUUAUCAAACGGCGGCGAUUACAGUCUGCCAAGAUGAAAGCCGAGCGUGCCGAGCAAGAACGCAAGGAGAAGGAAAGACGUAUAAAAGAUCAAGAAGAGCUAAAGAAACAGAAGGAAGCAGAGUCUUUUGAAAAGAAAUUUGAGGAGGGCAUUCAGCUAGCUAAGUCAAUAUUGCGUAGCCAGCCACUAGGGGUGGAUCGUAAUCACAGUCGAUAUUGGCUGUUCUCCAGUGUUGUGCCGGGUUUAUUUGUUGAGAAAGGUUGGGCUUCAAAGGAUAUCGGCAAAUCGUUUAAAGAGGAUGAUAAUGAAAGUGACACCGAUUCAGAUGACUCCGACCUGCCCACUGAGGGUAUCGAAUUAACCAUUCCAAAGGUAGGCCAGAAUAUGUGGUUCCAGUAUGAAUCCCAAAAAGAUCUUGAUACCCUGAUUGAGGUCAUGAAUAACCAAGGUAUCAGAGAAAGCAACCUCUACACGGUCCUCAAGAAAAACUACCAGGAUAUUGUCAAGUCAAUCAACACAUCCAGGCGAUCUAGCCCUGGGCUAAGAGCGUGUAACGGACCAGAGGAUCUUCUUGCCGCUUUCAAAGAAGACCUUCUGGAUGAGGAACUUCAUAUACGACAGGGAAAUCUGGGAGGAGUCGAGUCAUUUCAAGUCUGGGAGAAGAGUUUGCAAACUGCAGAGGAUCUAGAAACACUGGGGCGUUUGCUGAUUGAAACCCAGAGCUCCACAAAUCCAAAAUUCUUGCAAGGUGUAAUGGCAAUGAAGAAGCACAAAGUAAGAGUAGAAGAAAAUGAUGAGGAUGAUGGAGAUGCUGACAAACCUGAAGUUACUGAGAAAGUACUUAAAUGGCGUGAGGCAGUAGAGAAUCCCACCACCUUAUCAAGACUUCAUGUCUUAUUAGGGAUAUUUGAAUCCAGUGUGAAAUGGGAGAAGUCUGCAGAAAAUGCAAAGUGUAAGAUCUGCAGAAAGAAGGGCAACGAUGAUAGGUUAUUGCUAUGUGAUGAGUGUAAUCAACCAUUCCAUCUAUUGUGCUUACGCCCUGCUUUGAAAGCUGUUCCAAAGGGUGAAUGGAAGUGUCCAUCUUGUAAGCCUCAAACUCCACGACGUACCGCCAGAAACCGUGUCAUUUACGAAGAUGACGAUGAUGAUGACGACGAUGAUAGUGACGGGGAGGAGGAAGAGCACUAUUGUUUGGUUUGUGAGGAACAGGGAGAACUUCUAAAUUGUUCUGAGUGUGAAAGCUUCUACCACAGGGAUUGCCAUGAACCCCCUCUUCGAAAUUUCCCAAGGGGAAAAUGGGUUUGCAGUGAUUGCACUUCCGGUGGGAGGAGGCGAACAAAAUCAAAAAGGGCGAGGAAUGCUGCUAAGAAAAAAGCCAAGAAACCAGCACCAGCCUCUCGAAAGCGGAUAAGAUAUGAAGAUGAUGAUGAUUCUGACCAGCAAGUGGUAACCACAACAAAGAGAGCUAAGCAAGUAUUUGAAACAAGAAUUCUUGAAGAUAUAUUAUACAGACUUAAAAAAUCAAAGGAUAGCACACCAUUUAGAAAGCCUAUUGACAAAAAAGAGGCGAAACAAUAUUACAAGGUUGUAAAGAAUCCUGUAGACCUACAGACGAUACAAACAAGAACCUUGUGUUUAGAAUAUAACAAUUAUGACAGUUUCAUAGCUGAUAUAAAACUCAUAUUUAGCAAUGCAGAGCUGUAUUAUGAGGAGGGUUCUGAGGAGGUGAUGCAGUCGGAGAGACUGGAGAAAUUGUUCAUUGAAACGUUACAGAGACUUAUACCAAACGCAGUGUACAGCCGAACAUCUAAGGGCCAAGAGUCCAGUUCAGAUAGUGACAAAAACCAUAACACCAGAAAACGACGCAAAGUUUGUUUAUGAUGAGCAAGAUCCUAGAUAUUUUAAAACUAAUCUAUUAUGUACCUUUUUUUUCUAGUAACAAUUGCAUUUUAAUGUAAAAAAGUAAAUGUUUGUACAACAAAAAACAUGUUUCCAAUAUCUUACUGAACCAUAUAUUUCCAUUAUUAUUUCACAAACAUUUUUGUGCUGUGUGAGUAAAUAUUUACUAUGUAUUCUACUGUAAGAAGCAUAAGUUGUUUAAUUCAUAACAAAUUUGUACUUCACACAACAUAUUUAUUUCAGUUGUACUGUGUGAGGAUUCCUAUUGCUUUGGUAUAUUUUUUGGAAUUGCACCCGAUUUGCAACGCGAUUCCUAUUGGUUAGAUAUCUGUUACCAAUUACACAUGUGACUUUAGUGAUGAUUCCUAUUGGUUAAAUCUCUGUUAUAAACACAGUGUCAUCUGUAAAGUUUUGUGAAUUUUUAUUUUACUACAUUGGUUGGGGAAAAUAAUUGGUUUGUACUGUAAUUACACUGAUCAUUUUUAAAUGGAAAUACUCGGUGAAAAAUUAAUUAUUAAAAAUCAUUUAAUUUACAAUGAUUUUUAUGAUGCAAAAAGAGGUAAUUGUUAAAAUCUUACAAAAAAAAAUGAAUUUCUUAUUUAUAAAUUUAUAAUUCCAGCAACUUUUGAUAGCAUAUUUUAAAUGUUAAAUUAAGAAUCUGGAUUUGUUGAAAUUUGUUGAUUGGUAAAAAUUUAAAUCAAAAGAAGAUCAAAGAAAGAAGGAAUAGGCUGGAAAUUUUUCGUGAGCACUUGCCUCAUUUUUCCGACUUUUAGCUUCAUUUUAAAGCUGAUAUUUAUGGUUUUGGUUUUUUUAUCAAUUAAUUGCCUUUAUGGUUUAUAUUGUAGGUUUUUUUUAGUUUAGUUUUGUUUGAUAUUAUAUGUAGUUCAAUUUGAUACAACAUGUCUAAAUAGGUAGCUCCCUGAUGCAAAGAGUCAGUUUAUUAGAUCAUAUGUUAUUUUUAAUAGUAAAAGCAAUAUUUCCUCAAUUAUUAUGUGAUCUACAGUAUUAUUUUUUUUAGUUUGAUGAUAGUGCUCAUUGGGUUUGCUUUCAUGUUUGUGAAUUUUUGUUGUCAGCAUGAAAAGAAAUCUUAAAAUCAAGAAAAACCUUCAUAAAUGAUGUCAUGAUCUAGCAUUUAAAUUACAUGAUACAAAUAUGGGCGAAUUGUAGUUAGCAAGAAAGUAAGAUAUUCUAACAGAUUUUACCAGAGAUUAAACAAAUUUGAGAAGGCUUGAAGACCAUAUUCCUCAUUUGCAUAUUUAUUAAUAACAAAGUUUCUAUAUAAAAAGAUAUUAAAUUUACAGGUUUAAGAUACUGUUCAAGAUUUUUUGAUUACAAAUUCCUAAUGUAUCCCCAUUUAAUAUGGAAAUUCCAAAUACAAGAUUAUUUUCCCAGAAAUUACAAAGCUAUGUUAAUCCAUGAUGAACUUAAAAAUAGGGUGAUGUAUAUGUAAUUAAUAAAUUGUUGGUGGAUGUGUAUAAGAUGUGUAGUUAGAUUUUGCUUUUAGUUUCUAUAGCGCUCAUGAUAUGUAAAUAACACAAACUGGACUGAAGUGUAACUAUACAGGAACAAUACUAAUAUUAUGCUCAACCGUUUAUAUAAUACCAACGCUUGCAUACACCUUUGUGCCUCACCUGUGUAUAAAUGUCAGUUUUACCUUUGGUUAAGAUGUGAAAUAAAUCCAUUUGAUAUGAGAA